UUUAAAGCUAGACUGCCAAUGAAGUAUAGAAUUUUGUUAUUUUAUUUAAAUCUUUUUUUUUAAUUCUUAAAAUAAUUAAAUUUAUCAUUACUCAAACUGACUUCAACGUUUCGUACUUUGCGGUUUUUAGAAUAUCCGCUUUCCCAAGUCGGGCACAUUCUAUUUAUUUUUUUGUACAAACAAACACUUAUGAUUUUAAACAUCAAUUGUUUCUAUUAAAUGUUAAAUUUAUAAUGUUCAAUACAUUUUAAUCUCAUCAGCUCUUCGGAAUAUCAAGUAUAUUUCUGUACAACUGUAUGUUCCAACUAUAAUAAUGACAUCGUCAGAAGAUGUGCUCCUUCAAGUGGGGCCAGUACGGCAUAAGAAGGGUGAUGGGACAUUAUAUGUUAUGAGUCAACAUGUUGCAUUUAUUCUUAAUUCUAGCGAUACUGUUGCUAUUAGCCACCAUUAUAGAGAUAUUAAAAUGCAAAAAAUAUCGUCAGAGUUCAAAAACAAAGUUCAAUUACAGUUGGUCUUUCAUGAUGAAACAAUUUCACUAUUUCAAUUUACCAACUCAGAGAGGAGUGAAGCAAUGCGUGAUAGAAAUCGAGUUAAAGACUUAAUACAACAAUUACUGCCAAAAUAUCAAAAACAGGCAAACAAAGAAUUUGGUGAAAAAAGCCGUAUUCUCGGUGAAAAUCGCAUGCUCUUUCAAUUAUAUCAAGACCUAGUCAUUACUCAUGUUAUAACAUCUGAAGAAUUUUGGUCACAACAUGUCCCUUACCAUUUAGCUACUCAAUCCAAAGUAAUUACUCAAAAAACCGGUGUACCUAAUAAUUUUCUUACCAAUGUUACAGUCAAAAGUGAUGGUACAAAAAAAUUCAAUUUAUCUAAUGAUACCAUACAAUGUAUCUUUAAAACAUAUCCAGCAGUUCGACAAAAGCAUAUAGAGUAUGUACCACAUCAAUUAACAGAAUCAGAAUUUUGGCAAAAGUUCCUAGAAUCACAUUAUUUUCAUAAAGAUCGUAUUACUACAGGAAGUACAAAAGAUUUAUUUAAUGACUGUGCCAAACUGGACGAUAAUUUAUUUAAAAAUGAAAUUAAAGAUUUGUCUAAAAAGAAUACAGAUUGUUAUGUUGGAUCAAUCGAAGAUGAUGGAUCUGAUGAUAAUAUAAAUUCUAUAUCUGAAGAAAAAUCUUCAAUGGCAAAUAUUGUGCAUGAAAAUAUUAUUAAACGGUUUAAUCAACAUUCAAUGAUGGUUCUUAAAACAUGUGAAAAAUCUAAUUUAAAUUCUAUACCUAAUGGAAAUGAUUUAAAAGUACCAUCUAAUUCAUCUCUUACAAAUGGCAUACAAGAUAUUACAUUAAAGAGAUUAAGAAUUCAAGAAAAAAAUGAUUUUGAAGAUCUAAAUCCAGAAACAGAAACUUUGGAUAUUAAUCAAAAGAAAUUGAAAUUAUCUAGAGUAGAAAGUUAUGUAAAUUGUUUAACAAGAGAACAUAAACAUGAUAAUACUGCAUCCAAACUUUCUAAAGCAAGGGAAAUACAGAAGAGUAUUAUUUAUGAUGUUUAUGAAUGGAGCAAGUCAACUUCUAAUCAAGUUAUUGAACCUAGUGCAGCUGUUAAUACUCUUGGUUUACUUACACCAGGAGGAAGUUUAAUGAAAGGAAUCAGUGAUGAAUCUGCUUCAUUAGCGCAGUUAGUACCUGUUACAGUUGAAAAAGAUUUGCGACAGUUGUAUGUUUCUUUAGGAGAACUAUUAAGACAUUUUUGGUCAUGUUUUCCUGUCACAACACCCGCAUUAGAAGAAAAGUUGAUAAAAACACAUGAUUCCUUGCAAAAAUUUCAAAACGCUAAAAUCAAGCCUUUUGAAGACCAAAUAAUUAUUAAUCAUGGUCAAUUGAAUCAACUUACUAAUCAUUUAAAUUUAAUGUUACAUACUGCCUACAAUAAAUUUUCUGUUUGGCAUUCUAGAAGAAAAAUACCUAAUAUUCUUUGACGAGCAGUUCAUCAUAUAU
Molecule: messenger RNA, 1994 nt
Organism: Melanaphis sacchari
Lineage: Eukaryota; Metazoa; Arthropoda; Insecta; Hemiptera; Aphididae
Gene: Tfb1
Product: general transcription factor IIH subunit 1
Exons: 3
Coding region: 314-1975 (553 amino acids)
Biological process (GO): transcription by RNA polymerase I; transcription by RNA polymerase II; nucleotide-excision repair
Cellular component (GO): transcription factor TFIIH holo complex; transcription factor TFIIH core complex
Source: RefSeq, a predicted model, not a curated record